CCUCUCCAGCAUCCCGCGAAGGUCCCGAUUCCACCCCCAAGUCCGGAAUCGCUGCCGCCCACCAGCCGUGAGCGCAUCCCGGAGGCUGGCUGCGCUGCCCUCCCAGGGACGGGGGACGGGUCUGCUCAGAGGACACACGCAGGUGGCCAGCGGCGGCCGCGCAGGUGCCCGGGAGUGAGGGGCUCAGGCGUGGCGUGGACACGGCCGCAGACCCAGAGGCCGGUCAGAAGCACAGGCCAGAGCGCGGGCGCCGACCUCCACCUCCGGUUGCACAGGUGCCCCCGGGACCUGCUCCGCUUUUACACAUGCCUGGCUCACUUCCAAGAGCAUCACCUUUCCCUCUCAAGAUGCACUUCCUGUUAAACAACGGUCUCUGGGAGCCUUGCAGCAAAUCCUGAGAGCCCGGCUGUCCCUGCGGGCGCCCGGCCCCAGCAUGGAGACGCGGCCGGGCGCCUACAACGGCUCCCCCUCCGGCCUCGGCCUGCCCGGCACGCUGGCCAACAGCUCGGCCGCGCUCUCGGAGCAGCAGCAGUACGCCAUCGGGCUCUUCCUGUCCUGCCUCUACACCGCCUUCCUCUUCCCCAUCGGCUUCGUGGGCAACCUCCUCAUCCUGGCGGUGAACAUCCGCUUCCGGGAGAGGAUGACCAUCCCCGACCUGUACUUCACCAACCUGGCGGCCGCCGACCUCGUCCUGGUGGCGGACUCGCUGAUCGAGGUGCUCAACCUGGACGAGCAGUACUACGACAUCAGCGCCCUCUGCACCUUCAUGUCGCUCUUCCUGCAGGUCAACAUGUACAGCAGCGUCUUCUUCCUCACCUGGAUGAGCUUCGACCGCUACCUGGCGCUGGCCAAGGCCGUGCGCUGCGGCCCGUUCCGCACCAAGCCCCGCGCGCGGCUCAGCUGCGGCCUCAUCUGGAUGGCCUCCGUGUCCGCCACGCUGGUGCCCUUCACCGCCGUGCACCUGCGGCACAGCGAGGACGUCUGCUUCUGCUUCGCCGACGUCAGGGAGGUGCAGUGGCUGGAGGUCACGCUGGGCUUCGUGGUCCCCUUCGCCACCAUCGGCCUCUGCUACUCGCUCAUCGCCAGGGUCCUGGUCACGGCGCACCGGCACCGCGGCCUCCGCCCGCGGCGGCAGAAGGCUCUGCGCAUGAUCCUGGCCGUGGUCCUGGUCUUCUUCGUGUGCUGGCUGCCCGAGAACGUCUUCAUCAGCGUGCACCUGCUGCAGCGGGCGCCGCCCGGGGCCGGGCCCUGCCAGUGGUCCCCCCGCCACGCGCACCCGCUGGCCGGCCACGUGGUCAACCUGGCCGCCUUCUCCAACAGCUGCCUCAACCCCCUGGUCUACAGCUUCCUCGGGGAGACCUUCCGAGACAAGCUGCGGCUCUACCUGGAGCAGAAGAGCGGCCUGUCUGCGCUGAACCGCUUCUGCCACGCGGCCCUGAAGGCGGUGGUCCCGGACAGCAGCGAGCAGGCCGAGGUGAAGUUCAGCAGUGCCGUGUAGGGGGCGGGAAGGGCCGGCCACUGUGCCCCGCGCAGCCCUGAGGCUCCCUCCCGCUGGCCACUCACACGCGCAGCUGUCCACCCAUCUGGGUCGGGAGCACCGGGCGCG
Molecule: messenger RNA, 1606 nt
Organism: Kogia breviceps (pygmy sperm whale)
Lineage: Eukaryota; Metazoa; Chordata; Mammalia; Artiodactyla; Physeteridae
Gene: GPER1
Product: G protein-coupled estrogen receptor 1
Biological process (GO): G protein-coupled receptor signaling pathway; cellular response to estradiol stimulus; nuclear receptor-mediated steroid hormone signaling pathway
Cellular component (GO): Golgi apparatus; membrane
Molecular function (GO): G protein-coupled receptor activity; nuclear estrogen receptor activity
Source: RefSeq, a predicted model, not a curated record